GUAACACGUCAGAGCGUCCCCAGGUCUGUUUUUGUGAAGUGGCUAAAAAAGAGAUCAGUUCCAACCUGGCCACCAGGAUAACGGUUCCCCUCAUCCAGCUAUUUUCCAAGGCACGUUAUUUUACAUUUUUAGGCUGGGGUGGGGGGAUCCACGGCGCACCACUUUUCUUUUGCCAUUUCCUGCUGCCGCUGACUCCCAACCAGCUGUUUGGAGGAACACACUGACACUUGGACAGGAGGGGGAGAGAGAAGUUGAAGGAGUGGAGCCCAUGCGGACAGCCAUCUGACCCGCUCUUAUCAAUGAAGCAGGAGAUCAUGGCGGAGGGUCCCCGCUGUAAGAGGCGAAAGCAAGCCAACCCACGGAGGAAGAACGUGCUGAACUAUGAGAAUGUGGUAGAGACGGGCUCGGAGACAGAUGAGGAUGAUAGGCCACUGGUCUCGGAGGAGAAUGGGCGGGCCAAUGGGCAGGAGGAGGCUGGCAGCCCAGCUGGUGUGCCCACCCUGGAGGCCUCACCCAGGGUCGGACACGCCCUGCUGUCCUACCGGGGACAAGAGAGGUCAGAGGGCAGGGACAGCCGACAGAACCACCAUGCCUGGUGUCUUGGGGACAGUACACAUGGCCACCUUAAUGGCACUGAUGAAAGGAAGGUUGAAUAUGAACCCUUGGGGCCUGAAGGGUCUCUUCAUACUGUGGGAAAUGGUACAGUCAAGGGACUUGAAGGUGUCUCAGAACUGGAUGAGUACUUCAUAAAACGUAAACUGGGGGACAGUGACGGCCAUCCAGCCACCAUUGCUGAGUAUUUGCAACGCGGGGACACAGCCAUCAUUUACCCAGAAGCACCAGAGGAAGUGACACGAUUGGGCACACCUGAAGCCAUUGGUCAAGAUGAAAAUGAGAAUGACCUGCCACCUGGUACUCCAGAUGAUUUUGCCCAGCUCCUGACCUGCCCUUACUGUGACCGGGGCUACAAGCGCCUCACAUCACUGAAGGAACACAUUAAGUACCGCCAUGAGAAGAACGAAGAGAGUUUCCCCUGCCCACUGUGCUCAGAGACCUUUACUCAUCGUACACAGCUGGAGCGCCAUAUGGCCACACACAAGCAAGGAAGAGAUCAGCCCCAGCUGCUAAAUGAGGGUGCCGGAAACCGCAAGUUCAAAUGCACUGAGUGUGGAAAAGCUUUCAAAUACAAGCAUCAUUUGAAGGAACAUCUCCGCAUACACAGUGGUGAGAAGCCAUAUGAGUGCUCCAACUGUAAGAAGCGAUUCUCUCACUCUGGGUCGUACAGUUCCCACAUCAGCAGCAAGAAAUGUAUUGGCCUUAUUGCCAUCAAUGGGCGUAUACGGAAUGGAAACAACUCUAAGCCUGGAUCCUCCCCUAACUCCACCACCUCUUCCCCUGGCAGCCCUGCCGUGGCACAGCUCCGUCAUAAAUUGGAGAAUGGUCGGCCGCUAUGCCCACAAGACCAAGGUCCGCUUGACAUCAAAGCAGAGCCAAUGGACUUUAAUGACUACCGGCUACUGAUGGCUUCUCAGCAUGGAUUUGGGGGACCAGGAGCCUAUGUGAAUGGAGCUGGCCGUGGUGGAAGCCCCCUUGGAAUCCAUAGCUCCUCUCAGAGCCCCCUGCAGCACCUGGGAGGCAUGCUAGGCUACCCAGGGUCUUUUGGGAACAACCUGAGUGAAGUACAGAAGGUCCUUCAGAUAGUGGACAACACAGUGUGCAGGCAGAAGUUGGAUGGGAACCCAGAGGAAAUCUCCAAGCUCAGAGCUUACAUGAAGGAGCUGGGAGCGCAGAUGGAGGAACAGAAGCUGGCUCUCUCCUCUCAGCGUGCCAGUUUCCCAGUGGUAGGCCACAGCAGCCCCACCAAGAGUAUCAUUGACUAUACGCUUGAGAAAGUCAAUGAAGCCAAGAGCCUGAUUGAUGACUCCAAGAGGCAAGGAGACAUCAAAAAGGAGAAACCAAACCACUCCCUGGAUCUCAGCAGUGAGGAAAAAUCCCAUGACAGUCAGGUUCAGUUCAUGCCAUUCUCCUGUCAGUACUGCAAGGAGACCUUCCCCGGUCCCAUUCCACUGCAUCAGCAUGAGCGCUACCUAUGUAAAAUGAAUGAGGAGAUCAAAGCAGUCUUGCAGCCAGCUGAAUGUGUUCCUGCCAGCCACAGGGGAGUAAUGCCUUCAGAUCAACAGGCUGCGCUUUUGUCGAAUGCUCUUUCAGAGAGGGGCACCUCCAGCCCACUAAACCCCUUCAAGGACCAUGUGUCAGUGCUCAAGGCCUAUUUCGCCAUGAACACUGAGCCCAACUCAGAGGAACUUCUGAAGAUUUCAAUCGCUGUGGGUCUUCCUCAAGAAUUUGUUAAGGAAUGGUUCACCCAAUGGAAGACCCAAAACAACCAUGGAAGCAAUUUGAGAAAAAGGUCACCACCUCCUGACCAUGGUGGUUUAGAGGUCAACCACUGCCUGAACCAGUCAGCACUGUCCUUGGCACAGCAGCCAAUGUCCUUCACUGCGAUAGAUAUACAUGGAGGCUCCACCAAUGGUGAUGCCUCCCAUAGACUUUCAAAGGCCAACCAGUUUACAGUCAACAAGCAAAUAGGAGACAAACCACUAGACCCCUUAGACCACUUAAGGAGCAGCACUCCGUCACCCCUCAACCUUUCCUCUACUUCUUCAAAAAAUUCUCAGAGUAGCUCUUACACUCCAAACAGCCUAGUUUCUGAGGAUGUCCAUGGGGAUAUACCAUUGGAUUUGUCCCUGCCAAAACAUAUGCCACACAACAAGGUUAUCUGCAUGGGAGAUAAGCGGCCCAAACCCAAUGGUUUCAUUAUGGAGCACAAUGAUGAAGCACCAACAAGAGAACAGGGGACGGGGCCUUUGGAUUUGGCCAACAUCAAGAAGGAGUUCAUUGGCUCUGACAGCAACACUGGAGGGAACAGUGGUCAUCAGUUAGAGAAGAGUACUAGUCCCAUCUUUGGGAUCAAUCCUUUUACUGGUGGUCCCAUGUACACAUCCCUGCCACCUCAUGGAGCUUUUCCUCCACCCACAUUCAUGUCUCCAGCACAGGCCAGUAUCCCAGGGCUCCGGCCCUACCCAGGGCUGGAUCCAAUGAGCUUCCUGCCCCAUAUGGCCUACACUUAUGCCUCUGGGGCAGCAACAUUUGCUGAAAUACAGCAGAGGAGAAAGUAUCAACGGAAAACAGGUUUCCAGGGGGAGCUACUGGAUGGCACUGCAGACUAUCUGUCAGGCCUGGAGGACCUGACAGACAGCGACUCACUCCUCUCCAGGAAGAAGAUUAAGAAGACUGAAAGUGGUAUGUACGCGUGUGACUUGUGCGACAAAACAUUCCAGAAGACCAGUUCCCUCCUAAGACACAAAUAUGAGCACACAGGCAAGCGACCACACCAGUGCCAGAUCUGUAAGAAGGCCUUCAAACAUAAGCACCAUCUCAUUGAGCACUCACGCCUGCACUCCGGCGAGAAGCCCUACCAGUGUGAUAAGUGUGGCAAGCGCUUCUCCCAUUCAGGCUCCUACUCCCAACACAUGAACCACCGCUACUCCUACUGCAAGAGGGAGGCUGAGGAGAGGGAGGCUGCAGAGAGGGAGGCCCGGGACAAGAGCGCCUUGGAGCCCACUGAGCUACUGAUGAGGAGGGCCUACUUGCAGGGACUGGGGCCUCUGAGCUACUCAGACACCGAGGACCAGCAAGAGGACGGGGGUGGCACUAUCCUGAGGGAUGGUACAGAAGUAAGCAUGAGAGGACAGGAGAGGGAUGUGGAUGAGCCAUAUGAGGAGGUGACAGACCGACGGGAAGCAAGUUUCAGGGAAGGAGAGGAGGAGGAAGAGGACGAGGGCGACAGCAGAAGCCUGGGUACGCAGAUGGACUCGACGAGGGAUGACGAUGAGGGCAAGGAUACAACACAUUCAAUGGAUGAGAGUUCAAGAGAAGGGAAAACAGACGGCAAGUCAGACCAGGAGGAAGCAGACUGAUUCAGAAUAGUACAGCUGAGGAAAAAGAAAGCUUUCAGCCAAUAUUUGUCAUGUUGGUUUGUUUCAUUUUUCCUUUUUCAUUUUCGUGAAACUUGCUUGGUUUCAGAAACACAAGGCAGAGGCUUGAUCUUAUAGGAGAGCUCUGGCUUUUUUUCUGAAGGUUGUGAAGAUGGACUACAAAUUGUGGUGACUGCCAAGAUCAGAGUUGUGAUAACAAGCUGGGUGGGAUUGUUUAAAAAAUUACAUUAUGCAAAAAUAAGUAAUAAUGAUUAUCAUUACAAUUAAAUGAAAUGAAGCUGUUUUAAUGUACAGUAUUAUAAAGGCCUAAAAGCUGUGUGGUGCUAUAAUGUUGUUAACCUUUCUGUGUCCCAUUGUGUUCAUAUCCUAAACUGGGAAAUUGCACUCUGCCCCCUUAAUCACUACAAAAAGACUUAAAAAAACAAACAAACAAACAAACAGAGAGAGAGAGAGAGAGAGAGAGAGAGAGAGAGAGAGAGGGAGAGAGAGAGAGAGAGAGAGAGAGAGAGAGAAUAGCCUAUGGAUAUUUAUACUGGACUUGAUGUCUCAGUAGCAGUCCAUCAAUGUUGUAUUUUGUCUGCCACUUACUGUGAUGUCCCUGGUUUUCAUCCUCUUUUUACAAGGCAAACUAACCACACAAUUUUGGGCCUCACAAUUUCUUUAUGUGAAGGAACUUUAAACCUGUGUGAUUUUAACAUGUUGAUGUGAGUCUUAAAAGUGGACUUGACAGUGAAAAUGGGAAAGGGAGAAUAAUGAAAUAUGAAGGGCUCCAUGAGAGACAGAGUUUGUUUUAUUUUCUCAAGAGAAAGCCUUAUAUGCAAACCUUUUCACCUGUGCGUUUCUGCAAGUGCCAUCCUUGUACAGUGUAAAUCAGAGUUGACCUGUGUUAUCUUUGCUCUGGCUUCAGUAUUAAAUGAAUAUUUCACCUUGUUUUGAAGUACCAACGUCAGUAUUAGCAUAGAUAGCAGUUUGUUAGUUUACAUAUGAUUGUGCAAUUUUCUGUAUUUUUCCAUGACCUUUUGUCAGUAUUACCUUUUUGUUCUUGUUGAUUCUUCCUGCAUAAAUUGCAUUUUGUUUUUAUUUUAAAACAUUUUAUUUAUGACUCAUUUUCUAUUUCCUAAUUUUAUUUAUUUCAUACUGUAGUGUACAGUAUUAUAGUUCCUCAACAAAUAGAUAUAUUUUAGUAAAAAGGAUCCUGUCACUGACUAUUGGAACAAAAUAUGAAUAGAGUACAUAUAUGGUAUUUGGAAAUUUUGAUUUUUUUUUUUUAUUUCCUUUCAACUACUGGAAAUUCUAAAUUUGGGGAACUUUUGAUACAACAUUGUGAAAACACUGUAUUUUUGAGAGUAAAAAAAAUCCACUUUAUUCAUCCCACUGAAGAGGUGAAGAGGGACUGUUGAUGAUGAAAUUCCUGAAAUGUCUGAAGUAUUAUUGAAUUUUUAAUUUCUCUUUGAAAUGACCAUGCUCGAAUAAAUGUAGCCAAAAUAAAUUUUAAUAAAGCUGUGUUAUUCUUCCUGUU
Molecule: messenger RNA, 5514 nt
Organism: Myripristis murdjan (pinecone soldierfish)
Lineage: Eukaryota; Metazoa; Chordata; Actinopteri; Holocentriformes; Holocentridae
Gene: zeb2a
Product: zinc finger E-box binding homeobox 2a
Exons: 10
Coding region: 300-3977 (1225 amino acids)
Biological process (GO): anatomical structure development; regulation of transcription by RNA polymerase II
Molecular function (GO): RNA polymerase II cis-regulatory region sequence-specific DNA binding; DNA-binding transcription factor activity, RNA polymerase II-specific
Source: RefSeq, a predicted model, not a curated record